AUGAGCUCAAGCAGUGAGGAAAGUGAUGUGCGUAGCGAUGCUGGUCCGUCAAGAGCUAAAAAGAAAUAUCGGCAACAAUUCCGUGAUGAAUGGCUUCAAUUACAAGACUACCGUAAGUGGUUAAAGCGUGAUAAAAAGUCGAUUUAUAAAUGCAUUUGCACUGUUUGCGAUUCUUCUUUGAUUGCCGAUCUGGGUGCUAUUAAAAGACACAGUGAAGGUGCUAAGCAUAAACUUCGUCUUCCUGCCCUAUCGCAUGUGCGUACCAUUGAUAAUAUUUUUAAAAGUCAGCAACGCGCAAGUGAUGAUGAUCAGCGGAAAAUUACAGAAUUAAAAUUAUCGGCUUUUAUGGCAGAACAUAAAAUAUCGCACAUAGUGAUGGAUCAUCUCGUUGAUUUACUUCCAAAAGCUUUUCCAGAUUCUAAAAUCGCAAGUAAUAUCAAACUUAAACACACUAAAUUACAAGCAAUAAUAAAUAACGUUAUCGGGGCUUCUGAAGGAGAAUGUUUAGUCGAAGAUUUAAAACGCGAAAAGUUCUCUAUAAUGGUAGACGAAAGUACCGAUGUUGCCAGUGUGAAAACAAUGUGUGUUGUAGUCAAAUAUUAUGAUCCUAAUUUAGGACGUAUCGUCAGUCGAUUCUGGGACCUUAUUCAAAUAUUUGAUGACAAAAAAGCUGGAACGUCUGGUGAUUACUCAGCCACGGCUGAAAAAUUAUUUAAUUCAAUAAUAAAAUCAUUUCGAGACAAAAAUAUACCCUUAGAAAAUACUAUCGGGUUUGGUUCUGAUGGAUGUAAUAUGAUGAUGGGCUGCCAUAAUUCAGUGUCCUCACGAUUUAGACAACUAUGUCCAGGUAUUACAGUGAUCAAAUGCCUUUGCCAUUCUUUACAUUUGUGCGCUUCCGACGCUUGCAAAGAAUUGCCCCACGAUGCAGAAAAACUGACUCGAAUGAUAUACAAUUACUUCAAAAAUAGUAGCAAACGUCAAGCAGAGUUAAAGGAAUUUCAAGUAUUUACAGACACUAACAUACACAAAUUGCUACGUCCAGCCCAAACGCGUUGGUUGUCUCUUUCCAGUGUUGUGAACAGAAUUAUGGAGCAAUGGGACGCUUUGCGAUUGUACUUUGACGAUAAAUGGCUGGAAGACCAAGAUUGCCAAGCCAUUCAUAUUCUUUUGAAUGAUCACAUCAUCAAGGCAUAUUUUUAUUUUUUAUGUUGGAUGUUGCCAAAGUUUACCCGCGUCAAUGUAUAUUUUCAAAGCGAAGAUCCGGUUAUUAUAGAAGCCCAUAACAAAAUGAAAGAGCUAUACAGAGAACUCUUAUCCUUAUACAUAACUCCGAAUCAUUUAAAGAACACCCCACUCGACGCAAUUGACCCUACUGAUAGUCAACAUUACAUAAAUCUGAAAAAUAUAUACCUGGGAUUGGGUGUUGCUAAUCAAGUUGCUGUCCCAGAGCUACAUGUAAGUACCGAAGAAGUUACAGUGAUGAAACAGAAAUGCCUGAAUUUUAUCGUUAAAGCAUGCGUGGGUAUUCGGAAAAGAUACAGUUUGAAUGACCCAGUUUUGAGCUCAAUCGCAAAGUUGGAUCCCGAUUCUUGCUUAUCUGAUAAUAGACUACAGUCUUUGUCUUCGCUGUUCCCAGUGCUGCCAAGGCUUAAACCCCAAACUUUAAAUGAUCAACAGACGUUAGAUGAUGAAUGGAGAAAUUUAAUGUUGACUGCGGAUGAACAACAUUUGAAUACAAAUCAACCAGCAGACGUGUUUUGGCAUCAGUUGUCUCAAAUCAAAGAUAGCAACGGAGAUAAUAAAUAUCAUUUUCUGCCUCGUUUUAUGCUCCAAGUUUUAUCGUUGCCUCACUCGAACGCUGAGUGCGAACGAAAAUACAGUGAAUAUUGCGGCGAGUUAGGCGCCUACAUAGCUUACUGUGAUGGAAAUGAGUCAGAAGAUGGUGCUGAAGAAGAUGAAAGCGAGGAAAAUGAUGAGGAGGUGCAAACUUACAGGGGCCGAGCGGAUCUGCUACAGAUUCUUGAAGAUGAACGAGAAGAAAAUGAAGAAAGUCCUACCCUGGAAAAAGAAGGUCCAGGUUCUGAUCCCGCUGAAGAGGAUCCUCCUCUAUUGGAAGACCCACAACCUGAGCAGGAACCUGGUGUUCACAGUGUGCAAGCUCGGCGUCAAGAAAUGAGGAAAUUAUUGUGUUCAAAUGAGAAACUGUGCAAUCUGGGCGUCUUUCGUCUAGAAGUAGCUGAAACCCUUUGCCUUAUGGGAAAAAAUGAUAUAAAUAGAGGAAGGCCAAGUUCAGCUCUAGAGCAGGAAAUUCAGGCGAAAAAGUGGGAAGCCGUGUCCCAAGUUGCACCAGUAAAAAAUGUUCGACUAUAUCGAGUGACACACUGGCCAGUUUUUUGUGACAAAAGGAAUUCCACUAAUAAUAUCAAAGCAUGGCGUGCGCAAAGAAUUUUGGCUAUGAUUUCACUGUCAGAUUCGGAACCAUCCGACGUUGAAAAUGAUGAGAAUAAUGAAGAAGGAGUAUUUUCACGUAUAGUGUUAGACGAUUCAUCUUCCUGUCGAACUCUGUCUCCCGGGCUGGAAGAAUUUUUAAAUGGUUUUGAUGACGAUUUUGAUGAAGAAUUAGCGAGUCCUUCUCUAUUAAAUAAUUGUUAUGAUACUUUGGUGGAUUCCCUUGCAACGAGCAAUAUUCCUCUUCAACCUUCUCCAUCUGUGGUCACCACGGUUGCUCUGAAAAGCAAGAAAUGGUAUAUGAACAUUUUCAGCCACCUCAUCGACAUUUCUCUGAAUAAUGCAUGGCUUGUGUACAAACGUGAAAUGCAGGAAAUGGGUGAUAAUUCUAUACCAUUGAAAAGGUUUCGAAUCCAAAUUGCAGAUGCACUAAUAAAAUCAGACACGCGUAUAAAAAUUGUAAUAGAUUCAGAAAUUUCAGCUGAAAUCACUAAACCUAUAGUUCCGAGGCCGCCACCAGAGAUGCGGUUAGAUGGGAUCAACCAUCUACCCGAUAUCGAUACACAAGGACGGUGCCGUCUUUGUACUAAAGGGAAAACAGUGAUAAAAUGCCUGAAAUGCGAUGAAAAAUUAGUGCUGAAAAAGACAAUACGAAAGAAGAAACUUAAAAAAUUUGAUAUCAGAACAGAUUAUGAUGAAGAACUUGAUACACAUAUAUUAGAUACAAAAAUCUAUGAGGAUAUAGAGUUGGAGUCAGAUAAUGACGAAAAUACAGGCGAAGUCAUAAAAAGUUCUACCAAAAGUAAAUUGGAAACAGAUAAAAUAUAUGACAGAAUUUUAAAUUCUUCAUUAAAUGAAGAAAUUAAGAUGGAUUUCUUAAAUGAUAAAAAGGUGAAGAUGACAGAGUCAGAACAAAUAUUGCACGAAAAAGGUUUUUCUCCGGUAUGUAUUUUCAUAUGCCUUUGGAAAUUUCCUUUAUCUGGACAUUUAUAA
This is a messenger RNA of Parnassius apollo (apollo), 3441 nucleotides long. The record is from the annotation of a GenBank genome assembly. NCBI's taxonomy places the organism in Eukaryota, Metazoa, Arthropoda, Insecta, Lepidoptera, Papilionidae.